CACCAAGGGAAUUAAAAUUAUGGAGCCGCAUCUAGUCAGCAGCUCGAAUUUAUUAUUGGCCGAAGUUAAUGGUACUAAAAAAAAUGAUGCGUACACAACAAACACCACAGCUACGAAAUACAAUGAUAAUGAUGGUAAUAAACCUAAAAUAGUGUGGUUCAACGCGUUUGUGUUUUUAGUUCUGCAUUUGAUAGCUUUAUAUGGAUUAUGGUUAAGUUUAACGUUGCAAGUUUCAUGGAAAACAACACUUUGGAGUUUCCUUUAUCUGUCUUUUGCAAGUGUUGGAGUAACUGGGGGAGCCCAUCGUCUCUGGUCGCACAGAUCUUACAAAGCAAAACUCCCAUUGAGGAUAUUUCUGAUGCUGGGUCAAACGGCAUCUCUACAAAAUGACAUUCACGAAUGGGUGAGGGAUCACAGGGUUCAUCACAAAUUUACUGAUACGAACGCAGAUCCGCACAAUUCUUCGAGAGGUUUUUUUUUCUGUCACGUGGGUUGGUUGAUGAUGAAGAAGCAUGAGGAUGUGAAAAUCAAAGGGAAAACUAUUGAUAUGAGCGAUGUUGCGGCGGAUCCUGUAGUUCAGUGGCAACGAAAAUACUACAUACCGUUGGUUAUCUUAUUAACUUUCGUAAUACCAACUUUCAUUCCUUGGUAUUUUUGGGGAGAAGCUGCCAUUAAGUCUUUCUACGUGUGUAUUUGUCGAUUUGUACUACAAUUGAAUGGAACGUGGGCUGUGAAUAGCGCUGCUCACUUAUGGGGAUACAAACCCUAUGAUCAAACAAUAAAUCCAGUUGAAAAUAAAUACGUGUCUGUCAUUGGUUUCGGUGAAGGUUGGCACAACUACCAUCACACUUUUCCUUGGGACUACAAAGCAGCCGAACUCGGAAAUUAUAGCUUGAAUUGGACUACUGGUUUAUUGGAUUUGAUGGCUUACUUAGGUCAAGCAUAUGAUUUACGUACUGUCUCCGAAGAUUUAAUAAGAAAACGAGCGAAUAGAACCGGCGACGGAUCAUGGAAAGACGGAAAAAUCGAUCUCAAGGCUAUCGAUAAAAAGAAAAAUGACACCAAGCGCUCACAAGAGGAGUAUGUUUGGGGUUGGGACGAUAAAGAUAUGAAAGAUGAGGAUAAAAAACAUGCUCAUGUCUUCAAUAAAGAAAAUUAGUGUAAAAACAGUAAAAAUUCCUUUUUUAUA
Molecule: messenger RNA, 1189 nt
Organism: Diorhabda carinulata
Lineage: Eukaryota; Metazoa; Arthropoda; Insecta; Coleoptera; Chrysomelidae
Product: acyl-CoA Delta(11) desaturase-like
Exons: 5
Coding region: 20-1159 (379 amino acids)
Biological process (GO): unsaturated fatty acid biosynthetic process
Cellular component (GO): endoplasmic reticulum membrane
Molecular function (GO): stearoyl-CoA 9-desaturase activity; iron ion binding
Source: RefSeq, a predicted model, not a curated record